GCGAGUCCGGGGCUGGAGCCCCGAGGUGGGAGGCGCCAAGAUCACUCAGUGCGCCCGGGAGCGGAGCGACGGCUGCCACCCACUUAGGCGACCUCAGCGGCGGUGACAACUGCAGGGAAACAUCGUUGCGGCGGGCGCACGCCGAGGCACGUGGGGGCGCCACGCAGCGAGCGUCGGGGCCUGCUCAGCCAUGCGGGCGGCGGCGUGCGGCGUGCGGGCGGCCGCGCUGGCCCUGCUGCUGGGGGCGCUCGGGGCGCCGGCGCGCGGCGAGGAGUACGACUACUACAGCUGGCAGGCCGAGCCGCUGCACGGGCGCUCGUACUCCAAGCCGCCGCAGUGCCUCGACAUCCCCGCCGACCUGCCGCUCUGCCACACCGUGGGCUACAAGCGCAUGCGGCUGCCCAACCUGCUGGAGCACGAGAGCCUGGCCGAGGUCAAGCAGCAGGCGAGUAGCUGGCUGCCGCUGCUGGCCAAGCGCUGCCACUCGGACACGCAGGUCUUCCUCUGCUCGCUCUUCGCGCCCGUCUGCCUCGACCGGCCCAUCUACCCGUGCCGCUCGCUGUGCGAGGCCGUGCGCGCCGGCUGCGCGCCGCUCAUGGAGGCCUACGGCUUCCCCUGGCCCGAGAUGCUGCACUGCCACAAGUUCCCCCUGGACAACGACCUCUGCAUUGCUGUGCAGUUCGGGCACCUGCCCGCCACCGCGCCUCCAGUGACCAAGAUCUGCGCCCAGUGUGAGAUAGAGCACAGUGCUGACGGCCUCAUGGAGCAGAUGUGUUCCAGCGAUUUUGUGCUCAAGAUGCGCAUCAAGGAGAUCAAGAUAGAGAAUGGGGACCGGAAACUGAUUGGAGCCCAGAAAAAGAAGAAGUUGCUCAAGCCGGGUCCCCUGAAGCGCAAGGACACCAAGAGGCUGCUGCUGCACAUGAAGAAUGGCGCCAGCUGCCCCUGCCCACAGCUGGACAGCCUGGCUGGCAGCUUCCUGGUCAUGGGCCGCAAAGUGGAUGGACAGCUACUGCUCAUGGCCAUCUACCGCUGGGACAAGAAGAAUAAGGAGAUGAAGUUCGCAGUCAAAUUCAUGUUCUCCUACCCCUGCUCCCUUUACUACCCCUUCUUCUAUGGGGCUGCUGAACCCCACUGAAGGGUGCUCCUCCCCGCCCUACCCAGCCAGCUGUGCCCUGCCCACUGUCUCUGCCCCUGGGGUGCACUCUCUCCUGCCAACCUGCCCCAACCCCUACUCCCAGGCUGACCCAGCCCCUGCCGGAGAGUGGGUUCAUGCAGAGGUGUUACCUGCACAGGCCCUAAGGGAUGAGCACGCAGCCUGGGCUGUCUCUGACUUGGGUUCUGGGGUCCUUGGGGGCUUUGUCUCUUAGGAGCAGGGCUUUCUCAUGUGGGGGGAAACCCCAGGGUCUCAGAAAGAGAGCAAAGGAAGGAGAGAGUGAAGGGAGCAGGGAGGGGCUCUGAGCAGCCUGAGAAGAUGGCUUCCAGAGCAGACCGUGGUGUCUGCUCCUCAGUUGCCGGUGGGACCUCGUCCUGAAGAGAAGUCUUGAUAUUAAGCUGAGCCUCUUGGGGGACAGCUCUCUGCCCCCUCACAUGUCCUUACUCCAAGGAAGGGUGUUAGAGUCACAUUGCCCUCCAGCCACACGUCCUCAUCUCUGCCUGUUUCCCUUCCCACUGGACUGGAGAGAAACCCAGCCCAGGCCCCCUCCCAUAGGCUCACUUCCUGGAGUUCAUUCCUCAGCCUCUGCAUAUUCCUCUUAUUCUGAGGAUGAGUAAAUUAUUCCUACUUUGGGGGGGGGGCAUAGGUACCAGACUGAUACAGGUAGGGUCUGGGGGGGGUUCCCCUAAAUUUUUAAUUAAAUCAAAGGAAACAACCGUUGUUUCUGACCAGGUGAGUUCUUCAUCAGCUGGUUCCCCAGAGGUUCAAGAGGCCCUUGUCACAGCCGCCUGUCCACUGUCAUACUUGGAAUGCCUGAGAGAUGCCCGUGUUUUUGUACAAUCUCUGAGAGCAAGGGUUGCCCUUCUUAUCCCCCGACUAAAUAAGGGAUGAAGAUGACCAUCCUUCAGUCCCUGAGCGGGGACAGAGCUGCCAAACUUCCCAGCCUUCUCCCAUGGUCAGAAGGCUCCCACAGCCCUGAUGCAUCUCUCCAAUGUGUACAAUGCCUGCUCCGAAGAGCCCAACAAGGCUGGGCUGCAGGGAACUACUCGGAAGAGCCACAGGCCUAAAUGGGUCACAAUUCCCCCUUCAGCACACAAAUACCCCUGGGCACCAGUCCUGACUUGUGGGAGACAAUGGUGUAGACCAAUGCCACUCUAACCAUGGUUCCUGGCGCAGAGCAUUUCACCUGGGAACUGGUUAAAAACACAGCUCAGGCCCCACCCCAGACGUGCAGUAUCAGAGUCUGCAUUUUAACAUGUAAAGCUUCAAGUUAUCUAGCGAACUUUACAAAAUACUUGGCUCCAAUCUAAAACGAUUAAAUCCAAACCUCUGCAGGGUGCUCAGAAAUCAGCAUUUCUAGAUGCUUCGUGGCAUGUGUGCUGCUAGGGUUGAGAACCUCAAUCUAGAGGAGCCACAGCAGAGGCAGGAGGGUGAGGGGCUAGGAUUACCUCAGGCUGGAGGGGUCUUAGUCCUGCAUACAGGGAGGGGACCAGCUAUAAUGCAGCGGCUUCUUUCUUCAGUGUGCCCAGAGCAGUGGAGGUUGCUAGAUGGAGCAGGGAUGAGAGAAGGCUUGAAACAUAGACACCAGGCUGCUGUCACUCAAAUGUCCAGCAUUUGGAGGGGAUGGCGCCAAGGGAAAGUCCCUGGCAGUGGUGGGGUGUGGGGUGUCCAUCAGCAGAUGCCAAGGACAGGGCAGAUGUGCCCAGAGCAGGGGGCUGAGGACACCCCCAGAGAGGCUUCCUCACCAGUGGAGAUACAGCUGGCUUGCCAAGUCCAGUCAAGGCCUGCUACUCCAACAAUGGAGCCACGCUCUCUCAAAGUGAGGAGAGCCUUGGCUUCUGCAGGUCUCAGAGGAGCAAGCUGCUACAGAGAUUCAAACAAGGCCGAGGGCCCAAACUCUGCUGCGGAGCCUGUGUGAGCCAACAGGUGGUCUGACAGCCCGCCCAUAAAUCACUCCCUGGGCAGUCAGGUGGCCUCACCACAGGCCAGGGGCGGCAGAGGCCUGCUUGUUUCUCCUCACCCCUAAGGAAGCCUCUGCCACCCACCCUCCCCGAGCGCUGCCCAGCCUACCUGGCUCCCUGAAUCUGCCCCUUGUCUUCCAGCCUCCUACCCCGACCAAAUAUUUACAGAUACUUCUAUGGUCAACUAGGAGCAGGGAUUAUUUUUCCAUUGAACAUACAGGACUCAGGCUGCCUCUGGCCAGAACAUAAUACUGACCUCUGUCAGGUGCUGGCAGCAAGGG
This is a messenger RNA of Manis javanica (Malayan pangolin), 3395 nucleotides long. RefSeq names its product secreted frizzled related protein 5 (gene SFRP5). Gene Ontology annotation, biological process: canonical Wnt signaling pathway; non-canonical Wnt signaling pathway. Gene Ontology annotation, molecular function: Wnt-protein binding. Lineage: Eukaryota; Metazoa; Chordata; Mammalia; Pholidota; Manidae. The record is from RefSeq and is a predicted model, not a curated record.